AUGCACGGGCUGACUCCUAUGUCAGCCUCCGGCGAUGAGGGGAAAAGUGGGACGUCGCCCUCGACGCCGGCCAAGGGCAUUGCCGGUGACCGACGUGUCUUGCAGAAAAUCGACGUGGGGGUGCAGGUCGAGGAGGAGCAAGUCAAGCAGGUCGAGGAGGAGAAGCCGACUUGGGUGAAGGCGACGAAAGGAGCACCAGCAGGGCAGCAGCCGCCAGGGGAGCCGGCAGCGGUGAUGCCGACCACGCAGGCAGCGGUGACGCCGACCACGGAGCAGUCGGCAACCAAGCAGUCGGCAGAGGAGCCGACUAUAGGGGAGAGGUCGACCGGGAAGUCUACCGUGGGGCAGCAAGGCGACGAGGGCAGCGAAGUCGGUGACGACGGAGGGGACGCCGGGGAGUCCACCAAGAGUGAUGUGGUGGAGGUCCGGCCUGAACCCCGGAAGUCGGAUAGGCUUUGGAGGCCGCCGGACUUCUUCGUCCCCGCUGCCCUUACCACGGUGUACGACGUGGUAGAUGACAACGACCUGCUGUACGACGACGCCGAGCAGGAUGAGGAUUUUCCGGAGCUUGACCCAAACAUGUUGGCCGACCCCGAGCAGCGUUGGGACAUCUCGACGAUGACAGGGAAGGAGGCGUUGGCGACUUGGAAGGGCCCGGCAGUGAAGGCCGCCAUGAGGGAGGAGAUCCGCACCCUCAUCAACAUGGGCACUUGGGAGCUGGUUGAACGCCUGCCGGGGGUCAACAUCAUGAAGAACCGCUGA
This is a messenger RNA of Closterium sp. NIES-65, 762 nucleotides long. Lineage: Eukaryota; Viridiplantae; Streptophyta; Zygnematophyceae; Desmidiales; Closteriaceae. The record is from the annotation of a GenBank genome assembly.